AUGUCUGCUUCCCAGCAGCAAAGAACUUGCAAGCACGCCGGAAUGAAGUUCACUGCCAUUAUCGCCGCUCUCUCUGCUGUUGCCAUUGCACAGUCCAACUCCUCCAACGACACCAGCUCCUCCACUAACGGUGUUGCUGUCCAAGGUGUCUCCUACGGUGCUGCUGCCGGUGCUGCUGUUGCAGCCAUGGCCUUCCUGCUCUAG
Messenger RNA from Williopsis jadinii, 204 nucleotides. RefSeq lists its product as uncharacterized. The transcript has 2 exons. Lineage: Eukaryota; Fungi; Ascomycota; Saccharomycetes; Phaffomycetales; Wickerhamomycetaceae. The record is from RefSeq and is a predicted model, not a curated record. The coding region runs from base 1 to 204 and encodes 67 amino acids.